UGGCCAUUGCAUAUAAAUGGGUCACAGAGUGCGAGCAGACGAUGUUUAUUUUCACUUAACUGUUACUGCGGCCAUGUUUCACGUUUGGACACCUGAGCAAAAUAUUUUCCAUAAUGAAACCUACAUCAAGCAGAGCAUGUGAGAAAAGACGGCAAAGAAAAGAAUCCACCUCCACUGUGGAGAAAGAUGAGUUUACUCAAGUCUCAGCAUUUGUUUCAUCUGGUCUUCCCCAAUCGCAUCCAGUUGGUGCAUUGUGGGUUCCUCUCAGUAACCUCAACCCAUACAUCACUUGUGGCAUUUGCAAGGGAUAUCUCUAUGAGGCUUCUACGAUAACUGAAUGCAUGCACACUUAUUGCAAAAGCUGUAUUGUGAAGCAUUGUGAAAGAAGUGUAAACUGUCCAUUGUGCAAAAUUAUUAUUCAUCCUACUGACCCAUUUGUUAAUAUCAAGUUAGACAGAACAUUACAGGACAUUGUCUACAAACUUCUUCCACAUGUCGCAGAAGAAGAACAGAGCAGAGAAGACAAAUUCUAUGAAGAACAUCCUCGUGAUGUAAGAGAAACAUUACAAGUGGCAGUUCGAAAAACUCCUAACAAGUCCAAGGUGUUGGAUGAUGACUUUAUUGUGCCCGUGUCUUUGAUCCUAGAAAACAAAGGAUGGGCACCUGAAAUCCCAAUGAAGAGUCUGGAUAAGAAUUAUGUUCGGGUAAUGGGUGGAGCUACAAUUGAUCACAUAGCCAUGUUUCUUAUGAAGAAGCUUCACCUGAGAGAUACUGUUGAUCAGGUACAGUCUGUCCAGGUUGAUAUCUAUUGUUCCUGUGGGUCGGGAUCAAUCUGCCUGGAUGGUACACGGACGCUGCAAGCAGUCAAGCAGCUGUAUUGUCAAGAACAGGAAUUUCUUCUGUUGCAGUAUCUUGUAAGAGUGUCUUGAAAACCAGAAAUAACGUGAUUAACAUCAAUAUAUAAUAGUAUUAUUUGUUCAUGCUGUUUAGGGUAUCAAGAACUCACUUGAAAAGGUGUCAUAAGUUAUUUUGACAGUCAUUUUCUUUAUUCAUCUGUGUGAUAUAUUUAUUUUGUUAUUGAGGGUUUGUCUGUUGAUGGGUUGAGACUCAUGUACUUGGUUUGGUAAAAUGUACAUCUAUAACCAGGAUGUACAAAAUAUAAAAGCUGCUGUUUAGUAUGUUAUUAUAUUUACAUUAUGAUAAUGUUAGUUUCAGAGCUCACAGUGUAAAAACUAAGCUGUUUUUAUUAAUAUGUAUUACUGACAAGGAUUAGACCAAUUUAUAUUAUCUUAUAAAUCUUCAGUAUGUUUUACUUUUAUAUUUACAUACAGCAACAUUCUUAUCUGUUUACAUUGUACUGAUGUAAUUGCUUGCUUCCAUAUGACAUUUAUAUCCCAAAACCAGGGCUAGCUGUACCACUCGCUAAAUUCAACAAUUGUGAAUUUUAAACACAAGUGGUAAAUUUUAAUUUAAUUCGGCAAAAUAAUUUCAUGUUAUGAUUGAUAUUUUGUUGAGUAUAACGGUGGGUUUUUUGCAAUUUUUGAAAUUUAAUAGAUAACUUGAUGAAAGUUUUUGCACACCUAGAGCUAGCCCUAAAUAAUAUUACUGUAAACACCCGUAAGGUCCAAAACACUCUGAAGCUGGUCUGGUCAUGUUUGAUUUAGUGGGGUUUUUUUCAACUACAGGGCCGUACCAUGAUCAAAAUCCUAGUGGGUGGAGGCACUACUUUUUAUAAACAAAUGAAACACUAUACAAAUUAAACCCUGAGAUGUGUAUGCUAUUUUCUGGUGUUAAGAAAAAGUGAGAUUCUCAGGGGGGCAACUGCCCCCCGGAGGGUACGGUCCUGAACUAGUGUUUGAGCCUAAAUCAAGCAUGGUAGUCAGUUAAUGCCAUAACAAAAAUUUAGCAAAAAACCCCAAAAACAUUAUUAACAUUAUAAAGGUGUAUUAUAAAAAAUAAUACACAUAUUUUUACAGAUACAUGUAGUUGAUAAAAAUGGCUUUUGUGUUAGUUAGUCGUAAACCUGACGUUACAACAUAGAUUUCACUAAUCAUGUGAAAAGAAUUGUCAGAAUUGCAUCUUUGAACUAAUACUGUUUCAAAAUGAUAACCAAAUUUUGCUAAUAAUAUAUUGAUGAAAAGAAAUAAUGGAACAUAUAAAUAGUAACAGCAAAUAUUAACUGCAACCAAGAACAUCAUCCACAGUGUCAAUCUCAGAAAUCAUGUUUCCCAUUAUUUCUUUCAGUCAGAAAAUUAUUAUUAUAGAAGUCAAAAUUUCAAAACAGUGCAUGGAAGUAUGCUAAUUUUCAUGUUUAUAGAUACAAUAUAUAACAUUUUAAUGGUCUUCUUCCUGUGGAAACAUUAAUCCAGAUAAUUUGCUCACAUUGUUUUGUAUUUUGACCAUGUGUAUGGUGUAAGCGAAUAAAGAAUUUGAAACAGUGACAGUAUUAUUAGCCAGUGUGUCUCCCUCUGUUGUUAAAGGGACUGUCCUGAGUUUGUAGCCAUUAUGAUUUGCAAUAUAGCCUUUUUGUUAAGUAAAAUUACAGUGUCUGUGUAUUCAUUGUGUUUGUGGUUAUGUAUUAAUGUUUGUAGCAGUCACAUGCCAUUUUACUUUGUGAUAUAUAUUUUUUCAUACAUACAAAAUUAUUUGAAGGUAAAGUCCAUUUUGGACUACUACAAACAUUAAGAUGACAAUAGACACCUUGUUUAUACAGACACUGAUAUUCUAGACAAUAGAGAUUUUUUUUAGAGGUGUCAUUUUAUUUAUUAAAAUGCUCCGUUAGUCAUAAACACUUUACAGUGACAGGAAACUCAGAACAGUCCCUGUAAUAGCUGCAAGGUGCAGGUGAUUAGCCAUGAAUGAUGAGUUGUCGGUGAUGAUUUUGUUUAUGACAAUAAUAAUGACACAAAAUUAUCUUUGACAUAAAAUGGAAAUUUGACUUCAUUUCAGAUAGAAAUUGUAGACAAGACCUUAAUUAUGAAUAAUGACUAAUUUAAAUGUUUUAAGAGAUUACGACAUUGUGUAUUAUUGGUAUUGUAUUCCAGUUGUCUGUGAUUUCAUUUAUAGUAUAUGAAUGCUUUAUUUGUUAUAUAAUAUUAUAUAUUAUAUCAUAUUGUUUUUACAUUUCUUGUUGUUAUUAUAUAUUUAUUAUUUAGGACAUUAUUGCUUAUUGCUCAGAAAAAAAUGGCACUUGUUAAAUAUAGUUGCUUGUAACAUUGUUGUCCAGAUGUCUUUCCACUUUUGUUUGUUAAAUGUUGAUGUUCAGUUUGUCUGAGUGCAUGAUACUUUUUGAUAGGAUAUCCUUUUAAGUACUUGUAUUUAAAGUUUAGAAGCAAGACAAUUGACAAUUGACAAGACAAUUGACCUGUUUUAUAUACAUAUACAUACAUACAUAUAAUAGGAAUACAUCUUAGCGAGUACCUAUUAUGCUUUAUUUGCAUUGCUUAACUUUCAAGUGUUUGAAGUGUGGUUAUUAAAUUAGUAUGCUGUUUUCCAGCAGAAUAACUUUUUUGAGACUUUGAAUUGAAUAAAUAAAGUGUGUGUCAGUUCAUUUUCUAUAGGCAGACAUAUAUCUUUAAACUGUUCAAUUGUACAUUGUAUUUGUUCAGACUUCACAGUGACUGUUUUUUUUAUCAGUAAUUGCUCCACUGACUUUGAUUAUGGGGAACCAUUUAAGAUCUUACCAUAUCGCUAUUGAGCAGUGAUAUUUAAUGCUUUUGUAGUACUGUUUAAAAACAAAAUAAGAGGAUCUAAAAAUUACUCUGCAGUCCCAGUGGAAUAAUGAGAAGCAAAAGUGAUGGUGAUACUUCACCUUACACACCGAAAUCCCACAACUAAUUCAUUCUCAUCUCACUCCUAGGUUUUUUUUUUUUUUAUUUUUUUUUUAUGACAUGCUGAUUUACUGUUAUAUACAUGUAUACCUCUGAUUCAUACAGGACUAGGAGUAAGUAAAUGAGAAAUCUGAUACUAUGAUAUUCAUGGUUGUAUGGUGAUUUUUACAUUCAUUUUUGAAAUCUGAUAAACUUAACCCAAGCUAAGUCUUUAGACCACAACAAGCUAUUUCAUUAAAGUCGUGAGUUCAGACUUGUUGAAGUUUUAUAAACAUGGGGCGAAACAUACUUACUUGUGGAAGAAAGCUCCUGUACACCAAAUAGAAUGGUUUUAAACCAGUUUUAAACUUUGUCAAUUGUUGAAAUUUGUGACACAUGUGGACACACCAUAAUUUUGUAAAUCAUCUCCUAAUGUUUAUGAAUGACCAAUGAUAUUUUGACAGUGAUUUGAUUUUUCCAUUAUCAUUAAACGUAUACUUUGUACAAUACUUGAACAGAAACCUUUUGCCAAGAGUAUAAUAUUUCAAAAUUUCACUUUAGCAGAGAGAAAGUAUGACUGUUCAACACAAAGUUACAGUUUAUCUUGAACUGUUCAACACAAAGUUACAGUUUAUCUUGAAAAUGUCUACAUAGCUUUGUAUUUCUAAUUGUUGGUAAGCCUUGAAAUUAUGUUGACCUUUUAUAAUAACUGUUUAAAAUGUUUUCCUUUUUUGUAUUUUUUUCAAAUAAUAGAUUGAAAAACUUAAUAUCAGGGCCCUGCCGUAAAAUAAGAGGGAGGGAUGGGUGAAAAUGAAAUCAAGGCGCAGUAAUAUAUUGUAUUUUUAAGCUAGACAAAAAUGGCACCUUUUCAUAUUUUCUGCCCCAACUAGUUUUUGCUCUGAUUAACAUUUAAUCCAGUCCAAUUCUUUUUAGCAAAAAUUCAAGCAUGCAUGAUAUGUACACAAGUUUCUAGUUGCCACAGGAUCAGCUCCAGAUAUAUCAACAAUAGUUCAAAUAAUUGUGCAGUGUUAUAGUAGUGUGUGUGAUAAGGUGGUGUGUUACAAACACUAGUGUUAGUUUAUAUCACCACAUCUUUUACAACAAACUUCCAUUGUGAUAUAUUACCGUAAUAAAAUUUUAAAGUUUGUUAUAAUUUAUAACGAUACAGAUAUUGAAACAAUAUUACACUGGUAACACUGAAAACAUAAUCAUUAUGGCAAUGCCAUAAUUUAUGGUAAAAGAAAGGUAAAGAAGAUUAUAAUCUAUUAUGGAAUUUAUUUUGUGAAACUUAUUUUUUAAAACAGUUUUAGAGAUUUGUUAUUUUGUUUGGUACAUGUACCAUAAUCUGUAUAUUAAAAAAAAUAAUAGUUUAGGGUAAAAUAUUAUUAUGCUCCAUUUUUUUUUUUUGUUCUUAUUAAUUAUGGACUAUUGCUUGUUUUUGUUAUUGUGUAUAAACUUUAUUGUAUUGACCUGGCAUACUGGAUAUGAAGUUUGAGAUGAAUAUGUUUAGUUGUAUAAAUGUGUUUAUACUAUGUUAUUUUUUUUGUGUGCGUGCCGCUAAGACUGCUGUUGAGUAUGGUACAGUUUCUAGUCAAUUGGGUUGAACUGUAUGCUGUUGGACUUCUUAUUGUUUCAGCCUCACAUAUAUAAACAGUAUCUGUGA
Molecule: messenger RNA, 5472 nt
Organism: Gigantopelta aegis
Lineage: Eukaryota; Metazoa; Mollusca; Gastropoda; Neomphalida; Peltospiridae
Product: polycomb group RING finger protein 6-like
Exons: 10
Coding region: 114-929 (271 amino acids)
Biological process (GO): regulation of transcription by RNA polymerase II
Cellular component (GO): PRC1 complex
Source: RefSeq, a predicted model, not a curated record